Molecule: messenger RNA, 5909 nt
Organism: Nematostella vectensis (starlet sea anemone)
Lineage: Eukaryota; Metazoa; Cnidaria; Anthozoa; Actiniaria; Edwardsiidae
Product: general transcription factor 3C polypeptide 1
Exons: 42
Coding region: 170-5827 (1885 amino acids)
Biological process (GO): 5S class rRNA transcription by RNA polymerase III; transcription initiation at RNA polymerase III promoter
Cellular component (GO): transcription factor TFIIIC complex
Molecular function (GO): DNA binding
Source: RefSeq, a predicted model, not a curated record
ACCAGUGACAUAUUUUGGUUCCAUGUGUGAACAACGAAAUGAUAGCCGCUUCAAAUUGUAGUUCGCAAGUUUAAGAUAUUUGCCUUCCCUUUUUGGGAAUUUAAAGGAUUUUCGAAGAAGCAUGGUCCUCAACAGUUCCCAGAGUAUUGAAAUGUAGCGCUAAACAAACAUGGAGGCAUUCACGGCGUGUUUGGAAGAGAUUGCUUUGGAGGGACUAGAUGGGUGUCCAAUUGUUCAUUUAUGGGACCUUCUAAAGCAAAGAACACCAACUUUUCCAUUAGCCUUAGAUGACUUGUCAAAGGAGUUCUUAUGGAGAGGGAUUGUAGAGUCCCUAGAUGUUGAGUUCUUUGUGCUUGAACAUCCUCUACCCCAUAUCUUUGGCGGCAAAGAGGAAGACAAAUCAAGUGCAACCCCUUUUCCACACCUAAUUGAAGAAAUCAAUGCACUAGGUAUUGAUGUGGAUGUAAAAUGCAACACCUACUGCUUGGUGAACGAUGAAGAAUAUGGGAUUUGUGGCUCUUGUCCUGAAUACAAGACGCGGCAGAAUGUUACAGAUGAUGUUAGGGACAGUAACUCCAAGAAGUGUGUUAUCCCACUCAAGCAAGCAUAUGACAGGUGGGGUGAUCGACUUGUCAUUGUGGCAUCACAGAAAGAAAGGUCCAAGUUUCUGUUUGAUAGCAAGUUGGACAGCAAUGUGUUUUUAUCAGAGGUUGCAUACUGUAUUGUUGAGCACAUUGGUCAGGCCAGACAUCGAGGGCGCUUGCAGAGUCUCAUCUCCCAUGUGGACCCAAGGACAUGCUUUUAUCACUUGAAGAAGCUGGUUGUCAGUGGUGUCAUUACCAAACAGUAUUUACUGGUUACAUCACAUGUGGGCCAGGUGUCUUUUACUAAUGUACUGAGACUAAAGAGGUUUGAUGUGCCACGCCUUAGCAAGUUAAUGCACAUGGGAGAGAAGAUUACGGAUAUACUAUCAAAACAACCUGGGAAAAAGAUGGAUUUGGUAAAUCUCAGGGAUUUGUUCAAAGUAAAUGAAACAAGUGCUAGAUCAUUCAAAAGAACCAAGCGACUUUUGGAAAAAGGAGGUUAUAUCAAGAUGCUUCAAGAGAAAAGACCCGCAAUUGUGAAGAAAAAGGGCAGGGCUUCCAAGAAUGUGCCUGAUCCAGACAUUAACUCCUCACCUUCUAAAUUAAAAGAUUGUCUCUGUGUCCAACUCAUCAAGCCGUUCAAUGUGUCCGAUUCUGAUGAUGAAGAUGAGGAAUAUAAAAACAAGGGAGCUCCUUGCUAUGUCUAUGAGAAGUCACUGAUGAACCAGGUAUAUGACUGUGUGGAAAAGUAUGGCCCUGACGGAGCUACCUUGAAGAUGGUUGAGAAUGACCUUGCCAUGACGAAUGCAGAAUCCAACAAAAUGCUGCAGAUUUUAGAAAAAGAUGGCCAUUUGAAAGGCAUAACUGUCUAUGCUGAGAAACGGAAUGUCAAACGGUUUGUUGCAAAGCCUUACGUACAGAAAAGCAUUCUUAGUACAAGAAUCCGCAAAGAGGAGGAAAAAUUCAAGGCUAUCAAAGAAAGCUUAUCAUCCCCACAAGCUUCAUCUGAGGUGGAAUCUGGAGGCGUGGCACAAAUUUCUGGCUCACGUUGCCUAUCCCCUACUCCAUCGACACAGUCCAUAGAUACCAAUGCUUCAGAUGACUUGUCAGAAAAGAGAGGAAAGACCUACCGUAGUUUGAAAAGGAAGAACACAGUUUUAGAGUUCCUUAAGAAGCACAAAGUCUGUGAGGGUGUAUUUCCUAUUUUAAAGGUUGUAUGUGAUAUUGAAGCUGCUGAAGGAUUCAAGACUAAGCCUGAUCACAAAGUGAUUAAGAGGGUUAUUAAUGAGUUAGAGCGAGAUGGUCUUUUAAGGUCGUUCAAGACAAUCCUAAAUACUGAGGUCAUCAGCAAACCGGUGGAGUUCUAUAUUGACUCCUCAAUCAAUGACCAAGAUCCCAAAGUGAAGAAGGCCAUCAGUGACGCACAGCUUAAGCUGGAAUCAGCAAAUCAAGAUUUGCAAUCCCAGUUCCAGCCAAAAGAUGCCAAGAUAAAAGCUGUAAAGGAAACUAUUCCAAAGUCGAGGGUUAAUAAGUCACUGCGUUGUAAGUUUGGCUAUCUUGCAAAGUUCCCUCGAAUGCGUGUGCUGCAUCAAUACUUUUGGCAGAUUACGCAUGGAGCACAUGGUAAUUUGAGGAAAUCUGGGGCAUCUUCAUCUGCUGCUUCCCCCCUAGAACCUUCAUGGAACGGGGGAAAUGCAGAUGGUGCUGAUGCCAGUUAUGAUUGUGGCUGGGAGGAUACAGUGGAAAGCACACCUCUGUUGGAGUAUGGGCCAGGAUGGCUCAAGCUUGAUGAUGCCCUCCAGGUCAUGCCUCUGUCUAUCUACUGCAAUGCUUUGGGUAUUACCACGGAGAUCCCCGGUCUAGAAGAGAUGUAUAAUGAUCCUAAAGCACGACAUACUCUUCUUAAAGACCUUCCAAGGCGGAUGAUAGUAUCUCUUACCCGAGAAAACAACUGCAAGGAAGCGUUUUGUAUGACCAUCGCUACUCUUCUGGCCAUGGGACUUCUCACAGCCAGACGGCCAUUUCCAUCAGAACGGUACCAGACGUUGGUUCAUGUCAGUGCUGGUGCCAUAUUAGUUGACACCCAGUCUUCUUUGCCUGGUUCUCUUUUUGUCAAAGAGCCCAAGGACUUCCCAUUUCCCCAGAAGAAGUAUAUAUUUGACUCACUUGCUGCCGUAACCACUUACUGGAAUGAUUUCAAAUACAUCAGCCUGAACACGCCUCUAGGAAUGAGCACAAACAGCGAACGUCCAGCUCAUAGGUCAAGAUGGUAUAGGUUCAGAGACAGUCUGACUGAGCCAAUGCUUGAGAAUUCCAUCGUUCCUCCCCCGGGUGAUGGUCAAGGGGCAGCGGGGCAUGACAGCUAUCUGUACUCCCACCUUUCUCGAAACUGGACAUUAAUUUCCUAUACUCAAAAAUGCAAAAAAGAAGUCAAAACGGGUACAGAAGUUGUGAAACCUGCGGUGAUUGUUCCCAAAUUUGUCAAACCGACACAACCGACUCCAACAGCCAAGAAGACCCCGAAAACCCCCAAACUCGGCACCAAGCGAAAGCGGGAAUCACAAGGUCCCACCCCCAUUCGAGUCAAGACAAAGAAGGUCCAAGCGGUUGGAUUUGAGCGAAAAGUUAAAAAGAGGGAGUUCAUUUUUAAGCGGAAGCGAACUUCCUUUACUGUUGAGCAAGACAAAAUGCUUCUCAUCUGCAAGAUAGUGAUGGGCCUCAUGCCGAAAGUGACACUUCGCAAGUUCCCUGUAUACGAGCUCAAGACCGUCGUCGAGCAGUACUGUAAGUGCCCAAUUGAGAAGUCUGCAACCCAAUACCACAAGCGUCUCCAAGUUCUGAUGAAAAACUGCAAAACAGUCGUGAAUGUCAGGACGUAUGUGGCCGAGUUCUUGGCGGACGAGGAGUUUCAGGGUCUAGAUGACUUCAAUUUACCAUUUGAGGAGACAUUCCUCGCAACAGUGAAGAAGAUCUAUGACCGAUCACGAGCCGAGGAGUCGAAUAAUCUAGAUACAUCAAAGCUUGUGAACUCCCUAAGUGACCUUCACGACAAUUACACACUCAGCAAGCUUGAGUUGCGAAAGGAGAAAGAUGUUUCUCUCCACCGUUCCCCACUCACGUCAGUAGAGGACAUUCGCAUAAAUGUGGCUAGUGAUCUUAUCCAGGCUAUCUGUAACUCCAAGAAGAGACAAGUGGCUGCCAUGCAUGCUUUUAAUUGUUUCUCCGAAGACGUUCUCUACACUGCUGUGAGCAAGUUGUACGAGCAUGGAAUGAUCGAUAGACAGAGAAAGGGUACAGGGCGAAAGCACGCGCAAGAAAAAAGGGCAACUCGAGUCGCAGCCAUGCGUCUCUCCCUCACCAACAGCUACUACCGCCUUUUUGACAACUACUCUACAAAGCUAUCGACUUUCAAAGAGUGCAUGAUGUAUCAGGAGAACAUUCUGCCACUGGAAACGUACAAUCCGGACGGGAAUGGACCGGUGCCAGAGGUGGAGAUUGACCAGAAUGAUCUGGACGGAGGAACAACAGCGUGCGUUCUUUCCCUCCUCGUUACUAACAAGAUCAAGGCAAAGUUAACUCUGCCGGAAGAGAUCGUCGGUAUUUCGCUAGACGAACAAGAAUCGAUUGCAGAGAGCGGUCUUGUCGAGCCAGGUGCCCAAGGACCUCCUCGAACUUCCAUGCCCCCUAAAGCACUAACCACGGUGAGCACGAGCAUCGAGCAAUCAGAUCAAUUGGAUUCCAAGUCACAAAACGAGGCCUCGGAGAAAUCCGGUGAUGCCAGGCAAGUGAAGAGAUCUGUUGACAAGAAAGCGUCUGUAAGAGACGAAAAGAAUAGACAUGACGAGGACAAGAAACAAACCGAAAAAGAAGAGGGAGCAGACACUAACAAAGCCCCCAAAGAUAGAAUAGUCGGAGAAUCUAACAUAGGGAAGCGCAAGGCCAGUAGUGUUAAGCCCCCAACUAAAAAGCAAAAGGUUGCAAAGGAUUCCGGUGAGGAAUCAGUUACCCCACCUCCAGAACCCACAAGCAGGAUGAAUGUCUAUAGAGUACACGGUGAGCAGGUCUCAACCCUUUUCGCAAGCCCUUACGAUUUGCCCAGCAAUAACCCGAUAAUCACAAAAGAGAGCACUGUGCACUGUCAUGAGAGGGAUGAAACAGCCGCCUCAACAGCCACCUUACCUGCUCAAAGACCGUCAAGAAUUAGUCUUAUGAUCUCCCGCCACGCUUUGAGGGACAAAGUAAAAAAAACGAAGGAUUACAAUCAGCAGGAGAUGACUACCCUCAACUGUUGCCCAAUCACACUUACUCCCGGGACAGUGGGUUCCAAGACCGAUGUUGCCGAUGUGGAACUGCCUUGGCUCUUGCACGAGGCAUUAGGUGGCUCUACUGAAGAAGCUGAGCACCUGAAAGAACGUAUUUUGAAGACUGAAUUAGCUUCCAAAGCAGGCUUCUCGAUGAAGCAUGGUUCCAAGGUGCCGAGUGUGGUGAACACCCUGGAAAAGUUCCUAGACUCGUGUAUCAAGGAGAAGAACUACACUGAUGGCGAUGUGUCGUUAACAAGGACAAUCCAUGAAGCUGCAUUUAACGGCCAGGAGUUUGGCAUUUCAAUUACUCGUCUGAAGGAUGUAAUUGAACAGAAGUUAGAGGAGUUUCGCGACGCACGGUAUUCCUUGCAAGAACAUCUAAACAACCUUUACCAAAGUCAGCUGCUCUGGAGUGUGGGGACAUUCGAGGAGCUUGUAGUCUGCCAUGCAUUUGUGUCUCCCUGGUGUGUUGACCUUCCCAAGACGGACCUAGAAGAAAUAACAGUCAUACCAGCAGCAGACGCAAAUCAGGAGUCUGAAAAUGCGGAAAAGCUUGCUUCGGACCCCCAGAAAGAAAGCUCCAGCAAACCCGAGAGUUUCAAAGUGAUAAGUCGACCCUGGCUGAAUCUAGAGGGAAAUGUGAAUAAAGAAUUUAUGAGAUCGGUUGUUAAGUGUAUCGUCUGUACCGUUAUGGAACGCCCUGGUAUCACGCAGGACCAGUUGGUCGAGAGGUUUAUCGCUGUGGUGAAGCCUACUGUAUUAGAGGAACUGUUCACGAUGUUGGAGUCACGAGGCUGUAUAUCGAGGCACGAAAUUGUUGAAACCAGCUCGUUAACGUUAUUUUCAUGUCAAGUUCCCAAAGUGGUGUCCUACUGGCUACCUGAAGUUGAUGCUUUCAUCAAGAUCAACUCGAUUCUCCGAGAAAUAGAAAAUGAAUGAAAAGUGUAAACAAUAACAAAAGAAUAAAGAACUGCCUUAUUUAUGUACUUUUCAUUUUGAAAUUAAAAAUUAAUGAAUCCUA